Molecule: messenger RNA, 933 nt
Organism: Aedes albopictus (Asian tiger mosquito)
Lineage: Eukaryota; Metazoa; Arthropoda; Insecta; Diptera; Culicidae
Exons: 5
Coding region: 1-933 (310 amino acids)
Source: RefSeq, a predicted model, not a curated record
AUGACGAAGGCCGUGUCACCCCACUGGCGGCACCCACUGAAAGAGGUGUGGAAUGCUCCGGGAACGUCGUCGGCUGCUGUUGCCGCCCAGAGCAAGUAUUUUACCCCGGAACGACUGGAGGCAUUGCUGAGCAGCACAUUGACCGGACAGGACAUAAGAAAAAGAGGAGCUUCUGGGCCGCUCUCGACCGACAGCCAAAGGGAGCUGGUCCAAAUUCUCACCGAGCAUCACUGCAACGCUGGGAAAAGAGCCAAGGAAGAAUGCUUGGCGGAAUAUGCGGAAUGCAUCGUGGCGCUUUUUAAAUACGAGAAGGCUGAAACAUACUACAUCCCUCGCGCUGGUGGGAGGAAAAACCCCGGCGGCAAGCUGUAUAACAAAAUCGUCAACAGCAGGCAGAAAGCUGCUAAAAGGAAACUGCGCGAAGAAGCUCAUCUGGCCAUCAAGAAACCAGCUACGAGUCUUGAAGUAUCCGAUGAGUCUGCUGUGAAAGCAGUUGAGUGGUUGAAAUAUAAUAAACUGCCAUGGACAACAGCAUUGGAUAAGUGGGAGCAAGCGUAUCCUUUGAGAAAAAGCCAGCUUGGAAACAUGACCUUCGCUGAUGAAUUAUUGAACCGACACUCCUCCGUGUAUCAGGAUCCGAAUGGAUACCAAGCGAUUGCGUCCGACUUUAUUUCGAUGUACGGCAACACAGAGGGCUUCGGCGACGGCAUAGAGAGAUGGAAAAAUGCAUUUCCGAAACUGGUACAAUAUUUGGAUCGGCCAUAUAAGGAUGAGUUCUCCAAAAGUAUUCUGGAGUCAUUGAAAGCCACGGAUACACACAUAAACACUAAAAACUGCUCAAUCCUUCUGCUGCUGAAUAACAUAUUGAAGCCAACGAAAAACACACGAAACUUCAAACCAUCGGUUCUGGUAGCUCAAGAAGAGGUGAUUUGA